Hydractinia symbiolongicarpus is the source of this 1888-nucleotide messenger RNA. RefSeq lists its product as uncharacterized. NCBI's taxonomy places the organism in Eukaryota, Metazoa, Cnidaria, Hydrozoa, Anthoathecata, Hydractiniidae. The coding region runs from base 685 to 1701 and encodes 338 amino acids. The transcript is spliced from 7 exons. The record is from RefSeq and is a predicted model, not a curated record. Gene Ontology annotation, molecular function: protein binding.
AAGAAAUUCAUGGAAAAAGAACAAUGUCUGUAUUAAAUUGAAUCAACAAUUACAAAAGCUUAGUGAGACGUUGCAUGAGUAUAACGAUGCGAAGAAUUUAUUUUAUACAAGUUUAAAAUAAUUUGUCGCUCGCCAAGUUGGUUCAUUUUAAAGAAGGUCAGUCACUUAUUGGAACAUGCAUCGAUACCUUUUCUUAGUGCUGCUCCUUGGAGUUGUCUUUCAGAUUAAAUGUGAUGACUGGAUAGAACCUAGUAGCAAUGAAAACAAAUGGGUUAACGAAAGUUCAAGUGUUCUGUUUGAAUGGAAGUAUACUUUCAAUGAUAGCAACAGAAAUGGAUGUGUAGCCGUACAAUGUGGUUACUUUAGCGGCUCAAGUCUUAAGAUUCUUGUGCAAAAGUAGGGCAUACAAGUCCAAUUCAAAGAGGUCCUGAUAGAACGAGCUCGAGAAUUGAUAUUGAUACGAGAAGCAAGAAAUCAGGAUCUGUUGCAUUUAAAUUAAGAAGUGCAAAAGCGUCAGAUGAAUUUGUAUACCGAUGUGUGUUGAAUACUUCCUUAACAAAGGAGAGUAGAAAGUAUACGCUCAAAGUGCUUAAACGGCCGGAAUUUCAGACUUUUACAGUCACUCCUGAAUCUGUACAAGCUGGAAAAGCAAUCACAAUAAAUGUGACUACAACUGGUAAUCCUAUGCCAAGGUUGAUUUGUUAUCUCAUGUCAACCAGUGGAACUGAAAUUGAUCGAUUACCUCGUUUUGGUCGAGUUAACAAUAUCACACAAAAGACAUUUCUUGUGACAAAAGAAUCAAAAGAAGUUUUAUGUAUUGCUAUUGGAGAUCGUACUGGUUCAGUCCAGGACACUAGAAAGCUAAAUAUUAUAUCUGUGCCAUUCAAAGUAAAGAGUUUGGAGCAAGUUAAGAGCAUUAUCGACUCGUCGAUUACUGUCAGAUGGCUUCAUAUACCAUCCAAUGAAACUGGUGACCCAAGUCAAGGAGAAAAGUUUCUCUUACGUUAUGAGCUUGUAUGGUGGGACAAAACAAUAGAAAAUCUUGGAAAUGAGACUGUUUUGAAUCUAGGUUUGCCUGGAACGCAAAUACAAAAUCAAUCAUUUUACAAGAAGGAUAACUAUGUGUAUUUCACCCUCUCUGGUUUGAAUAUGAAGCAUCGCUAUGGCAUAGUGGUGUAUGGAGUUAAUAGUCUUGGAAAUGGACCAGAAACUGAGAUAAAUACAGCUUUUCGUCCCAAACAUAUCGCAAGAUGCGCGCCAACCGUUAUUGAGUUAAGAUCGCUUGAAGACAAAAAAACCAUUUCAUCACCUUCUUACCCAUCACCAUAUGAUCACAAUCUGAAUUGUUCAUAUUACAUUUACGGACUUCUUGGCACAAAAAUUAAAAUCGAUUUUGAGAUGUUUCAACUUCACAGUGAUUCUUCAUCGAAAUGUAAUGCUGAUAGGAUAGAAACAUAUAAAAGAAGCGAAAAGUCAAUUGAAUUGGUUGAAACACAAUGUGGAAAGCAAGAUAAUUUAACAAUCAAACACCUUGCAGAUUUCAUGCGUCUUAAUUUCAUCACAAUGAAGGGAAAUAGUGGCAGUCAAGGUUUCAAAGCAAAUGUUUAUAUGGUACCAGAUUCGAAAUCGUCUAAAGCUACCUCGACUGAAAGGGCCAUAUUGACAGUAUUGGUGUGUUACCUUGUGACGUUUCUGAUGUAAGGCCAUGUAUAGAUCAGAAGAGAAGAAGAGAACGAUGAACGAUUUUUUGCCGACCACCUUUUUUGCCGCUUUUUUUCCUUUUUUUUUAACCAGUUUCUUGAAAUUGACUAAACCUAAACUUUUUUAUAUAUCUAUAACUAUUUUUGUUGUUGUUGUUUUGUUUAAAUAAAACCAAACCCAAUUUAAA